Pangasianodon hypophthalmus (striped catfish) is the source of this 1668-nucleotide messenger RNA. RefSeq names its product mediator complex subunit 30 (gene med30). Gene Ontology annotation, molecular function: transcription coregulator activity. Gene Ontology annotation, cellular component: mediator complex. NCBI's taxonomy places the organism in Eukaryota, Metazoa, Chordata, Actinopteri, Siluriformes, Pangasiidae. The record is from RefSeq and is a predicted model, not a curated record. Bases 194 to 709 code for a protein of 171 amino acids. The transcript is spliced from 5 exons. Gene Ontology annotation, biological process: positive regulation of DNA-templated transcription.
AUGAGCUUUCUUUAGGUACUUUACGGUACAGUCUCCAACUCUCGCGAUAACUGACCGAAGAGCAGCGGAGAGCUCGACACGCCAAAGAGGAAUGACAUCUUGUCAACAGUCCCUAGAGAAGUAGCAUUACAGGCAUGCCACUGUGUGAUACUGAGUAGCCGCCUGCCCCAGUGCCUCUCCCCCUUCUGACCUCAUGACAACCCCACCACUCGGUCAGUUUCCUGCACAGCAGGCGCAAGCAGCCCGGGAUGUAAACACAGCCUCACUGUGUCGCAUCGGACAGGAAACUGUGCAGGACAUAGUUUUAAGAACCAUGGAGAUCUUUCAGCUGCUUAGAAACAUGCAGCUACCGAACGGGGUCACGUACCAUCCUAACACACAUCAGGACCGGCUAGGGAAGCUGCAGGAGCACCUGCGCAUGCUGUCUGUCCUCUUCCGUAAACUGCGUCUGGUCUAUGACAAAUGCAUCGAGAACUGCGCCGGUCUGGAGCCCAUUCCUCCUGAGCAACUCAUCCCCUAUGUGGAGGACGACAGCUCCAAACUGGAUGAGCGUGUAGCCAGUCAGAUGCGUUCAGCCAGUGAAGAGAGAAGAGAAGUGCUUGAGGUGAACAAGAAACUCAAACAGAAGAACCAACAACUGAAGCAGAUAAUGGACCAGCUCAGAAACCUCAUCUGGGAGAUUAACUCCAUGCUAGCUGUGAGAAGCUAAAACACACACACACACACACACACACACGGCCCACACAAGAUAUAUUAUUGUCUACACACUUUGCGUUAAUGAGAUGUGUUUUCACUGAGCGUGAAGUGGAAAGAUAGCAGAGACAGAAGAAGGGUACUGAGGUGAAAAAUUGCACGAGGGAAGGAGGAAAGAGGAACGACGGAGUGAAAUGGGGUAAAUUUUGCUGCUCAUUCAUGCUACAUGGUUGAGCAAGGAUUCAGUUUAUUUGAGAUGAAUUCAAUUUUCAGCAAGAACAUUUAAAAAAAAACAGAGUGGAUCUCUUAUUUGCUGUGAUGAACUUCAUUCUUAAUUUUAUUCCAAAUACUUGUAAAUCUGAAAAAAACUUUUUAUUUAAAUUAAAUAUUUCAUAACAUAAAAUGUAGCAAGAAUAUAUGUUACACUAUAUAUGUAAUAUAUAUCGCUGUGUUUAAAUUUUUAUUCAAUGCAAAACCUAUGUAAUGCCAGAAAUUCUGGCAGCUAUAUAAUGCAGAAUUAUUAAACACUAUAUAAAUAGUGCUUUUUGAAAAAUCUGAAUUUUUUUUGUAUUUAUGAUCUGCUGAUUUGCUUGACUGAGUUGACAGAUGGGAUUAGUGAUUCGAUAUAAAAAUGUGUACGAUAAAUAAAGAUAAACGUGUCAACGUUUGACACAAACACUUUUGACACAUGAAAUAUAGCUGUGUUUCGCUUUUGAAUGUUGAAUAGAAACUAAAGUCUGGUUUAUAUUUAGUCAGAACUGCUUCUGAGAAGUCCCAGAAAAGAAUUUGGAGCGUUCAGGCUUUCAGAACAGGACGACGAUCGUAGCUGUCCAUUAAACAAGAGGUCGGGGAGUAGAUAUGUAAAAGCGCACACUUUAUUAUUGUGUGUCCAAACAAAAUGGCGGCUCUUUGACCAAGCUGAGGAUGUUGGAGCUUUUGCUGUGGCAUCAUCUGAGGAAGGUGAUACAGAAUCAA